UCGAUUGAUCUGUUGACUGCAACCGCGGAAGAUCUUCAACAGCUCUUGAAGGCUGGCGAGCUCACGAGCGUUGAAUUGGUUGAUAGAUGCUUCGCUCAGAUUGAUAGGCAUGACAAUUAUCUUAGGGCCGUUCUACAGAGAAAUCCACAAGCCAGGACAGUAGCGGCCACCCUGGACCUUGAACGCAGGAAUGGCCACCUACGUGGGCCCCUUCAUGGGAUCCCCAUCCUCAUCAAGGACAAUAUCGCAACCCACCCAAGCCUGGGAAUGAACACGACGGGGGGCAGUCUUGCCUUGCUUACAUCGCGACCGUCAAAGAGCGCUGAGAUUAUAGAAAGAGUGAGUCGCUCAAAUAUCAUGCCUGGAUGGUCGGCUUUAGGCGGUCAAGCGCAAUCUGCAUACACUACCGGUGCUGUAGAUUUGACCGACCGUGUCCUUGGGCACUCGUCACCCUCUGGCUCAUCAACAGGCUCUGCCGUUGGCGUCAGCGCAGGGUAUUCCCCCUUGGCGAUAGGAACGGACACUGGAGGGUCUUUGAUCACACCGAGCACCCGAGCAGCAUUAUAUACUCUCCGGCCAACGAUGAACCUGGUCCCACAGGAUGGCUUGAUACCUCUGUCCCAUUCAUUCGAUACUGUGGGACCGAUGGCAAAAUCGCCUGCUGAUCUGGCAAACCUUUUGGAUGUCUUGACCACUCCAAAGGGAAGCGAAAAGAGGAAGUUUUAUUCUCAAAUAACAGCUGGUGACUUUAGAGAUUUCAAAAUUGGGUUUCUCUCUCCAGAAACAUGGUUUUUUGACUCUGAUCUACAGCGCCCAGUGCCAGAAGCCACGGCGCAGAUAAAAAAAGACACUCAGGCUGCUUACGCAAAGCUAGCGCUUACGGCAAAGUCCUUCAAAGAAGUAGAACUUGUAUCCAUCGAUGCAUUCGAAGUGAAUGGGCGGCAUAGUUUCUACGACAUUCAAGCGGCUCGGUUUAAACCCACAUUUGAGGCUUACCUUGGAACCCUCGAAGAUUCCCAAGUACGGAGCCUGGAUGAACUCAUUAGGUUCAACCAGAACCAUGCAGAAAAAGAGCUUCCACCAGGCAAGUCGCCAUUCAUCACACAAAACGCCGCCACAAUGACAAUGUCCGAUCAAGAGCAUGAUUUUCUUCUAAGACAUGCGCGCAAAGUUGGCCGAGACAUUGGCAUUGACAAGACACUCAAAGAAUAUGACGUAGAUCUAGUCAUUGCGCCAGCUGACUCUCCCGUAAACCUGUUGGUGUCGGCUGCUGGCUACCCCUCCGCAACGAUGCCAUUGUCAUACCUCAAGUACAACGGCCGGCCCAUUGGUUUGGUUGCAUUUACGACUGCCGGGGGUGAAGAAAUGCUGUUAAACUUCCUGCGUGCGUACGAGAAUACCUUCCCAAAACGAUGCCCCCCUAGUCGCCUCUAA
Messenger RNA from Trichoderma atroviride IMI 206040, 1434 nucleotides. The record is from RefSeq and is a predicted model, not a curated record. Lineage: Eukaryota; Fungi; Ascomycota; Sordariomycetes; Hypocreales; Hypocreaceae.